Ichthyophthirius multifiliis is the source of this 1206-nucleotide messenger RNA. RefSeq names its product kinesin motor domain protein. The record is from RefSeq and is a predicted model, not a curated record. Lineage: Eukaryota; Ciliophora; Oligohymenophorea; Hymenostomatida. Gene Ontology annotation, biological process: microtubule-based movement. Gene Ontology annotation, molecular function: microtubule motor activity; microtubule binding; ATP binding. The transcript is spliced from 6 exons.
AUGAACAUAUAAAGAUUAGAAACAGAGGAAUAAGAAGACAGAAAGUUUUAAAAAUAAAAAAUAAGUAAAAUCUCUCAAAACCUUUUAAAAAUCGAACAAAACAGAAUCGAACGUAGAGAAAAAAUGAACUAACUAAAACUCGAAAAAAUCGAAAGGGAGUAAUAAAACAAAGAAAGUAAUAAAAACGUAGACUUAGACUUCGAAAUAUUAAUAAAUAAAGAACAACGUUUAUGCAAUUCUUUACCACAUCAAUACAUAUAACAAACCCGUCUAUCUGUAAUAGUCAGAAAGCGUCCAAUAUUCUUAAAAGAGCAAGAAGAUGGCGAAAUAGAUGCAAUUUCAUGUUCAAAUCCAAUCAUUAGGAUUCAUGAGCCAAAAUAUAAAGUAGAUGGGAUAACAAAAUUUGUCGAAAAUCAUGAUUUUUAAUUUGAUAAUACUUUUUCUGAAUAAGAAUCUACUGAUGAUAUUUAUAAAUAUAGUCUAUAACCAAUUAUUGAUUCUAUAUUCAAAGAUGGGGUGGUGACAUGCUUUGCAUAUGGAUAAACAGGAAGCGGGAAAACCUUUACUAUGAAAGGUUUAUAAGGGCAUUAUAUAUUUGAUAUUUUUAAUUAAAAACCAAAAGAUGUAAAUGUUUUUAUUAAUUAUUUUGAAAUAUAUGGAGGAAAAUGUUUUGAUUUACUAAAUGAUAGAAAUCAACUUUAAAUUUUAGAAGAUAAAAAUAAUAAUAUUUAAAUAUAAAAUUUAAUGGAAUUUCAAGUAAAUAAUUAAUAUGAUGUUGAAUAAUUAUUUUCUUAAGCUGCUAAUAAUAGAACUACACAUUCAACAGAAGCAAAUUCGGAAUCAUCUCGUUCUCAUGCAAUAUGUUCGAUUUAAAUAAAAAACUAAUAAAACUAAAUGAAAGGAAAAUUAAUAAUGGUUGAUUUAGCUGGAAGUGAAAGAGCUUAGGAUUGUUAAGGAAAUUCUAAAUAAAGAAAAUAAGAAGGAGCUGAAAUAAACAAAAGUUUAUUAGCAUUAAAAGAAUGUAUUAGAGCUAUGGAUGGAAAUGCAACUCAUGUACCAUUUAGAGGUUCAAAAUUAACAUUAGUAUUAAGAGACUCUUUUUAAAGUAAAAGUUAAAAUUCAAAAAUUAUUAUGUUUGCAUGUAUUUUACCUGGUAGUUCUUCAGCAGAUCAUACUUUAAAUACAUUAAGGUAUUUAUAUAUAUGA